Molecule: messenger RNA, 2810 nt
Organism: Cucumis sativus (cucumber)
Lineage: Eukaryota; Viridiplantae; Streptophyta; Magnoliopsida; Cucurbitales; Cucurbitaceae
Product: cysteine-rich receptor-like protein kinase 2
Exons: 7
Coding region: 559-2529 (656 amino acids)
Biological process (GO): protein phosphorylation
Molecular function (GO): protein kinase activity; ATP binding
Source: RefSeq, a predicted model, not a curated record
AUGGGCCUGUUGAGAUUGGGUUAGGUUCUUUUCUUGUCCUUUUUUUCUACAACAUCCGCAGAAUUUUGGUUUCAACCUUUUUUUCCCUUUAUUGACCGCCAAGUGCCCUACAUAGUUGGUAAGCAUGAAAUAAUCUUGAGAAUAAUCUUUCGCUGCUAUUUAUUAAUAAAAGACAGUGAUAACGAGUCCAUACGUAGAAUUUUAAUAAGAACUAUUUCCAAAUGUUUUAACAACUAUAAGAUAUUGAGGAAUGGAAAAUCGAGGGCCAGGUGGUAUUCUUUCACCACAUUUUCAUUAGUUAAGACAAAAUAAUUGCUUGCAAGAAAAGAGAGGAAGCCGCCGUUGUUGACUGAAUGGAGAGGUCUCGUUCUCUCCCUCUCCUUCUCCUUCUCCUUCUCCUUCUCCUUCGUGGACUUGACUUCGUGGCGAUUAGAACCAUCUACUCCCAUUACAUCACCCUCUCAUUUUCAAAUAGCACCGUCCGCAGAAACUGUCAUCCAAUUUUCUUCUUCUUCUUCUUCUUCCGCUUCCUCUAGACCCAACUGAACCCCAGAUUCCAUGGGGAUGGGGAUACAGCUUGUUUAUGCUUCCAAAUAUAUCCUAUUUUCGGUCAUCACUUUUCUUCUGCUGCAAGCAACUUCGACUCUAGGGAAGCCAAGAGAUCAAACUGUGAGAGUGAUUUGCGGGAAAGAACUGGAGCACAACACCACCGCAUACGUCCCAAAUUUUUUUGGUUCCAUGGAAAAAGUUAGACAACAAAUCGGAACUUCAGGAUUUGGAACCGCCGGUACAGGGACAGGACCUGAUGCCAGCUAUGGGCUUGCUCAAUGCCAUGGAGAUCUCUCAUCCCUUGAAUGUGUGCUCUGUCAUUCUCAAGCACGUACAAUGCUUCCCCAAUGCUUCCCUUUCAACGGCGGUCGAGCUUUCAUCGAUGGCUGCUUCCUGAGGUUCGAAAACUAUAGCUUCUUUGAUGAAUAUAAAGGGCCUGAAGACACUGCAAUUUGCGGGAACUUUACCCAAAAUGACCCCAACUAUAGGCAAGCAGCCAAGGAGGCAGUGAUGCAAGUGGUCGAUGGUGCACCAGACAACAGAGGCUUUGCGAAAGCUCGAAUGGCUGUGGCCGGGAUGGCAAAUGAAUCUGCCGCUUAUGCUCUGGGUCAGUGCUGGAGAAGUUUGAACCGCAGCUCUUGCAGCACAUGUUUGCAAAUUGCUUCUGCUUCAAUGUUAAGAUGUUUACCACGAUCGGAAGCGCGAGCAUUGAACACAGGCUGCUUCAUGAGAUAUUCAAAUACAGACUUCCUCAAUCAGGACAUUAAAAAUAGUUCCAGAGGAGGUGGCAUGAGAACUGAAUUGAUAGUUUCAGUCUUGAGUUCUGUUGUUGUUUUGAUAAUUGGUCUGGCGAUUGGCACUUAUAUCUGGAAGCGCAGAUAUAUUCAAAAGAAGAGGAAAGGAGGUUCAACUGAUGUGAAGAAGUUGGCAAAAACUCUUCAAGAUAGUAACUUGGAAUUCAAGUACUCAACCCUUGAAAAAGCAACAAACAAUUUCAGCCUAGAUAACAAGAUUGGACAGGGGGGGUUUGGCUCUGUUUAUAAGGGUACCCUAUCCGAUGGAAGAGAGAUUGCUGUCAAGAGAUUCUUCUUUGAUAACAGACAUAGAGCAGCAGAUUUCUACAAUGAAGUAAACAUGAUCAGCAGUGUUGAACAUAAAAAUCUGGUAAGGUUGCUUGGAUGCAGUUGUUCUGGACCUGAAAGCCUUCUUGUUUAUGAAUUCCUACCAAACAAGAGUCUCGAUCGCUUCAUUUUUGAUACCAGUAACAGUAGAGCUCUAGAUUGGGAUAAGAGAUAUAACAUCAUCACUGGAACGGUUGAAGGUUUAAUAUACCUACAUGAAAAUUCAAAGUUCAAAAUCAUACACAGAGAUAUAAAGGCCAGUAAUAUCUUGCUGGACCAAAAGCAUCAAGCGAAAAUAGCGGAUUUUGGAUUGGCACGGUCUUUCCAAGAUAGCAAGAGCCAUAUUAGCACGGCUGUUGCAGGAACCCUAGGAUAUAUGGCUCCGGAGUAUCUAGCUUAUGGUCAGUUAUCAGAGAAGGCUGAUGUCUAUAGUUUUGGAGUGCUUUUGUUAGAAAUUGUUACAGGAUGGCAAUAUAGCGGCAUUCAAGUCUCAGGAAACAUUGAAAGUCUGGUCACUGUUAUUUGGAGACAUUUCCAAGCAGGCACAAUUGAGAGAUUAUUUGAUCCAAGUCUCAAUCUUCAGAAUCACUAUAACAAGAAAGUACAGGACGAGGUAGUGAGAGUGGUUCACAUAGGGCUCUUAUGCAUCCAGGAGAUUCCAUCUCUACGACCAACAAUGUCAAAGGUACUACGAAUGCUGACCAUGGAGGAAGAGCAUCUUCCUCCACCCACCAAACCACCUUUCAUGGAUGAGAUGACCAUGGAACUUGAUGAUUCAUGCAAGUACUCACGAUGUUAUUCGAAUACGGAGGGAUCUUCUACUGCCACAAUCGGCCAUAGUUCGUUUUAUCCCAGAUAACUACCAUAAACCGGAGAACCCUUCCAUCUCUCUUACCUAAAGCCCUAAAACAUUCCCAAGAAUGGAAAGUGGCAUUGCAUUCCUCGCAAAAGUUGCCAGUCUCCUGACACCAUUAAGACAAAGGAUUCGUUAGCCAGAAGGUAGCCACCAUGAAGCUAUCAGGCAAACUGACAUCUGUACAUAUAGUGAUUUCGUGUUCUCCAAUAUUUAAAUUCUCAAACUCCAUUAUGUAUACCAUCCACUUAAUUAAGCUUCAAUGUUCAUUACCCAGAAUUGGAAAA